CUUCACUCUACUAGGCCUUAUGUGAGAUGUAUCUUGCUUAGUGAGGUGAAAACAGUCUUUUUUUCUUGUCUUGUUUUGCAAUCGGUUGCAGAUUGAAUGUGCCUAAGUUUUCGAUGAUUUGUCACCUAAAAUCGAAAAUAUACACUGAACAACAUCCGCUUGGUUUAUUACAAUGUCAUUACUGCCGCCCUUGGUGCCAUCUUGCACUUUUCUUUCAAACGAAAGUUGACAAGACAAAGUAUCAUUCACAAAGUCGUUUUUCCUCGUCUCCCAAAUGACAUUUGAACUCCUCGUCGUUCUUCGUGGCUUGUACGAUGGCUAUAAAACCCGUCUUUUAAGCUCGAGUCCAGUCGCCACGAACAUGUCCAGACGCAGUGAUCGCAUCACCCUUCAAGCCAGAGACUCAAACACGCUGGAACCCACGCCCAGAGCGCCACUGAGGAAAAGAAAGUGCGAGCAGCCCUCCAAGAAGAGUCAACCCGCUGCAAAGAAACAAAGCUGCUAUGAAAUUCAGAAGUGUUGGUCGGACGAAGGAGCGAGUCCGUGCGUCCUCAUCGAGACGCCGCACAAAGAACUGGAACCCGCCGACCUUGCCGGCUUCAAGCAAUACCGUUUCAAGAACCUCUUCAUCAAGCCCUCGCCCCUCCCUUGUCUCAGUUGGGCCAGCUCGGACGACGUGUGGAUCAAGAUGCUCAACAAGGAGCUCAAGUACGUUCACGACAAGAAUUACCUGCAGAGACACCAAAAGCUGCAGCCCAGCAUGAGGGCCAUCCUCCUCGACUGGUUACUUGAGGUGAGCGAAGUGUACUGCCUCCACCGGCAAACGGCGUACUUGGCGCAGGACUUCUUUGACCGCUUCAUGCUGACUCAGGAGGACGUCAACAAGGACUACCUGCAACUCAUCGGCAUCACCGCGCUCUUCAUCGCCUCCAAGAUCGAGGAGAUCUACCCUCCUAAAAUUGGCGAGUUUGCCUACGUGACGGAUGGCGCCUGCGACACGUGGGACAUCCGCCGCACCGAGCUUCAAAUCCUCAAGGCAUUAGACUGGAAUCUUUGCCCGGAGACUCCCAUCUCUUGGCUCAAGCUUUACGCUCAAGUGGAGGCCCAGAACGGCGAUGAGAACUUUCUUGUGCCGCAGUUCUCACAGGAAAUAUACAUUCAGAUGACGCAGCUGUUGGACUUGUGCAUAAUGGAUAUCCGCUCGUUGGACUUUAGCUACAGCGUCCUCGCCGCCGCCGCCUUCUGUCACUUCUCCACCUUCGACGUCGUCAACAAAGUGUCCGGUCUGACGUGGGAAAGCGUGUCGGAGUGCGUGCGGUGGAUGAGCCCCUUUGUGGACACGCUGCGCUCGGAGGCCAAACCCGAGCUCAAGACUUUCGCCAGAGUGAAGACUGAAGACCGACACAACAUCCAGACGCACGUUACCUACUUGGACUUCCUGAGAAAAGCUCAAGAGCGCCACACUCAGGAUGUCAGCAACUGCCCGCUUUCGCCCGUGGUUGCCAUGGCAACCGUCUUGACACCACCCAGCAGCACGGAGAAACCGACUAAUCACUGAGUGGGAGAGGGAUCUUGGCAGCCUUUUUUUUUAGCAGCCAAAAAAAAAAAACAAGUUGAAUUUAAAGACAUGAAAUGAGAUUUUUUUGCGAAAGACUUCCUGGUGCUUCUUCAUUUUGUCCUUCCAUCCCAUUGGCAGCGUGGGGAACAUGCAGCUUUGUGGUCACUGGCGAUCACUCAUUUUGUGUGUUUCUCGUGACUGUUUCGUUCCUGGAAACUUGACUUGAGCCAUUGCUGCUGCUUACACGCUACUACGGGCUCGUAUUUAUUGAAUUUAAAGAAGAAAAAAAAUGAAUCGGACGCUUGAGAGCUAUUUAUGACUUUUGUCUGUGCCUUGAGAUGUUCAGCCAUUUUCUUUUGUGUACAUAGUUCCAUUUUUUUGGAAAUGUUCUUUUACAGAAUAUUGGAAUCUUUUAAAUAAAAAAAUAAAUCGAU
This is a messenger RNA of Syngnathus typhle (broad-nosed pipefish), 1992 nucleotides long. RefSeq names its product cyclin E2 (gene ccne2). Gene Ontology annotation, biological process: G1/S transition of mitotic cell cycle; regulation of cyclin-dependent protein serine/threonine kinase activity. The transcript has 12 exons. The record is from RefSeq and is a predicted model, not a curated record. Gene Ontology annotation, cellular component: cytoplasm; cyclin E1-CDK2 complex; cyclin E2-CDK2 complex. NCBI's taxonomy places the organism in Eukaryota, Metazoa, Chordata, Actinopteri, Syngnathiformes, Syngnathidae. The coding region runs from base 275 to 1558 and encodes 427 amino acids. Gene Ontology annotation, molecular function: cyclin-dependent protein serine/threonine kinase regulator activity.